Fundulus heteroclitus (mummichog) is the source of this 1087-nucleotide messenger RNA. RefSeq lists its product as uncharacterized. Lineage: Eukaryota; Metazoa; Chordata; Actinopteri; Cyprinodontiformes; Fundulidae. The transcript has 6 exons. The record is from RefSeq and is a predicted model, not a curated record. Bases 335 to 1087 code for a protein of 250 amino acids.
UUCUUCCUCCUCAUCCAAUUCUUCCUCCUCAUCCAGAAGGGAGGCGGAUGAUAAGGCUGUGCUCUCAGUAUACUGAGGAAAGGCAACAAGAUAGCAACAGUGAAGAGAGGAAGGAGAAACCAGAAAUACUUUAAUGAUCCCAGAGGGAAAUUGCUGAAAGAAAAAUGUGUUAACAGGUGUUGUCCUGCUGUGAACUCACAGAAUCAGAAGACUCAGUAGAGGCCAUGCAUUGUGAUGGAGAAGGUGAUGAGGAGCUCAAGGAGAAGGCUUCAGAGGAGCAAGUUGGCAAUAACUCAGAGGUACAGAGGAGGUGGUGCACCUGAGGAGGGAAAAUAUGGAGCUUUGUGGCAGGGUCCAGGAGCUCAACCAGGCUCUGAGCACAGCUAAACGGAUUGCUGCUGGCUUGAAAAAAGGCCCAGCGGUGGUCAGCAAAUCCGUGCUCCAUCCCUGCAGGACAUCUGCUGGGACCAGCAAAGAACAGGGGGGUGAUGCCCAGCAGUCAACGUCAGACCUUCUGGAGCUCUCUGCAGACCGCCCUCCAUCCAGUCCUCCAUCACCUGCAGAGUCCUCCAAUGUUAGCCCACACAUAUCUCCCGCCUCCUCUGUGCACAAGGACGAGGAGGAGAAGAUGAUGGAGGAGGAGAUUCUUUUGAAGCCUAAAAUGAGCGAUCAUCCUCGCAUUCGUAGGCGCAGCUCAACAACUCGGAAGCUCCCUAUGACCUCCAGUGCUUGUUGCACAUGGAGCACCGGAAGAGGGAAGGGAAACCUGAUGCACCGGCUGGUGCUGCCCCGCUCCAUGGAGGCCUACGUAGAACGUUACCAUAGCUACCACACCAGCAAGUAUGGCAGCAGUAAAAUGAGGGAGGGGGUGGUGAGCAGAAUCAGCAGGCUGAAGAGCUUCUUGCGUUACAUGGCGGAUGGGCACAAGCUAAUUUCAAACUGGAAAUUUAUGUUCCACAUUGGCCGCAUCAACAGAUGGUUAGUGGAGCUGAGCAAAAGUGGGAAAGAGGUAACCACUCAGCGGUUCUACAUUUACCAGCUCCACCAAUUCAUAAGUUACCUGAAAAGGAACCGCCCCGACAGCUGA